UAGUCGUGUCGUCAUUUCCUCUUGUCAGCCGGUACACUUCCGGAAGAAGCGGAAGACAACAGUGGAAAUUAAUAGCUCACGAUAUUUUUUGCAUAAGAAAACUGAAAUUUUAAUUUGAGCCUUUUGACAACCAAAGACCUGCGUUGUCGACAUGUUUUCCUUCCACGUAUUUGACCACCCGUUGACAAGAGGGUUUCAGAACCGCUUCUCCACUCAGUAUCGCUGCUAUUCAGUGUCCAUGCUGGCAGGUCCCAAUGAUCGCUCCGACGUGGAGAAGGGAGGCAAAAUAAUAAUGCCACCUUCAGCUCUUGACCAGCUCAGCAGGCUUAACAUCACCUAUCCGAUGCUGUUCAAACUGACCAACAAGAACUCAGACAGAAUGACACACUGUGGUGUUCUGGAGUUUGUUGCAGAUGAGGGAAUCUGUUACCUGCCCCACUGGAUGAUGCAGAAUCUCCUGCUAGAGGAAGGUGGUCUGGUCCAAGUGGAAAGUGUUAACCUUAUGGUGGCCACUUACUCAAAGUUCCAGCCACAGAGCCCCGACUUCCUGGACAUUACGAACCCAAAGGCAGUACUGGAGAAUGCACUGAGAAACUUUGCCUGUCUGACAACUGGUGAUGUCAUAGCUAUCAACUACAAUGAAAAGAUAUAUGAGCUGCGAGUAAUGGAGACCAAGCCGGAUAAAGCUGUAUCCAUCAUUGAGUGUGAUAUGAAUGUGGAUUUCGAUGCUCCUUUGGGUUACAAAGAACCUGAACGACGAGCUCAGCACCAGGAAGAACCAGCGGAGGAAGAAGCAGAUCCCAGCGAUUAUGCUGACAUGGACACAGGAUUCAGAGCUUUUACUGGCUCUGGUAAUCGUUUGGAUGGUAAAACAAAAGGGAUUGAGCCCAGCCCUGCCCCUCUUGCCCCAAGCGACAUCAAAAGAGGCAUUCCCAACUACGAGUUUAAAGUUGGAAGGAUCACCUUCAUCAGAAACUCGAGGCCCCAGGCCAAGAAAACUACAGACGAUGAUGAUGCCAUGAACAGAUUCAUUGCCUUCUCUGGACAAGGACAGUCACUACGCAAGAAGGGCAGAAAGCCUUAAAGUAUUGCAGGUGGAGAGACUGGAUAAAGUGCACAGGCCCACCAUAUCUAUUAUCACCUUCAACAGCAAAGUAAAACAACUGGCCUUGAGAUGGUUUUGUGUCUAUGUCACUUUGGAAAUGGAGGUUUUGCUGUUGAAUAAGGAUUAUAGUAUGUAAUUAAAAAUCUGAGUAGUAUUUUUCUCAGCAGAAUCUGAACUGCAUAAAAUACUCAGAUGUAUUCACAAGUCCUGGGUGGCUAAUUUGAGCCAGGCAUAGCAGAUUAUAUCAUCACACCACCAACACCAAGAUUAAUUUGUGAAAUAUGGUUGUAAUACAUAUUUGAAUUACCAUGGACUUAGAGCAUUUUCCCCUAUUUUUCAUAAUUGUUGAAUUUUUCCAGUUCACUUUAUAUAUAUAUUGCUAUCUAGAAUCCCAGUCUUAUGAUAAAUGGGAGCGAUGGCUCUCUCUAUGCUUUAAAUAAAUUUAAUGCUGUUAAUUUUUUUUUUCUGAAUUAUAUAAAUGAUGAGCAAGUUCCUUUUUUCUCUUUUUCCUGGUUUAUUUAUAGACAAAUAAAGGACGGUGUUUUGACACUGGCCGGGGCUAAUAAUUUUGGGAUUUUUCUUGACUUCAGUUAAAAACAUUUAUUUUGGAAUAAGUGGAUGAUUAUUCAUUGGAUGUCUAGCUCAAAUUAGACAAUGUAUGGCAUGGAAAGAAGUUAUAAGUAAGCAAUUGCUACCUUAUUAUAAAAUCAACAGAAAUAAGAAAUCUCCAUAUUUGUCUAAAAACAGACUCUAUUGUGGGAUGUUGGGGGGUGUACUUACCUUCAUUGGUACACACUCCUAUUGUUUAUUUGCUGGUCAACCAUUUGAACCCAAGUGAGGAUUUUCACAAUAACUGCUGUAGAACGGUGUGGUGGCGCUUUUGUUGUGAAAAGAAAUUGAACCGGAAGUGUUCCCGUUUAAGCUAGCACAACUAAUGUUAACCAUGGAUCGGUCUGGACAGAAACUAUGGCGGCCACCCAGGGCAUGUGAUGACUAUUGGAGUGAGUUCAGACACUGCAAAAGCUUGUGGAACCGUUUCCACCACUACUACACCCAUGGUAC
This is a messenger RNA of Monopterus albus (swamp eel), 2167 nucleotides long. RefSeq names its product ubiquitin recognition factor in ER associated degradation 1 (gene ufd1l). The transcript is spliced from 13 exons. Gene Ontology annotation, molecular function: polyubiquitin modification-dependent protein binding. Gene Ontology annotation, cellular component: VCP-NPL4-UFD1 AAA ATPase complex. Bases 152 to 1084 code for a protein of 310 amino acids. NCBI's taxonomy places the organism in Eukaryota, Metazoa, Chordata, Actinopteri, Synbranchiformes, Synbranchidae. The record is from RefSeq and is a predicted model, not a curated record. Gene Ontology annotation, biological process: ubiquitin-dependent protein catabolic process; ERAD pathway.